Drosophila ficusphila is the source of this 735-nucleotide messenger RNA. RefSeq names its product C-type lectin 37Db-like. Gene Ontology annotation, molecular function: carbohydrate binding. Gene Ontology annotation, cellular component: external side of plasma membrane. The record is from RefSeq and is a predicted model, not a curated record. The coding region runs from base 8 to 703 and encodes 231 amino acids. Lineage: Eukaryota; Metazoa; Arthropoda; Insecta; Diptera; Drosophilidae. The transcript has a single exon. Gene Ontology annotation, biological process: biological process involved in interspecies interaction between organisms.
CCCUAAAAUGUUUUUGCUUGCUGUUUGGCUUGGAGCAAUGAUGCUUGGAAGGAUUCACGGAGGUCUCUUACUAACCACUGAGGGUCCAAUUUCCGGAGGACCUUUGCCGGAGCCGCCGACCCAACUGGAUGGAUGCUGUUUCUCGGCACUGAAAGUAAUGCUGGAUCAUGUGGCUGCUCAUCAGACGGAGUGGGAUUCCUGUGAGAGAAGUCAACUGGAUGCUGCUCAGGGGGAACAGGAAAGGAUUGGAGGACGACUGGCCGAUCUGCAGGCCAAACUAUCCACUGAAAGUUUGCCGGAGAACAAGACCAACGUUGCCAUUCCAAGGGAUUUCAUCAGAAUUGGUUCGAAAUACUACUAUAUCGAACAAAGUAACAGGCAAAAUUGGUAUGGCGCUGCAAACACUUGUCGCCAAAUGGGCGGUCACCUGGUCAGCUUGGAAAGUCGCAAAGAGCAGUCUGAUAUCGAGAAGCAUCUGAAACAUAUGGAAGUCUACUGGCUGGAUAGCACUGAUUUGGCCACCGAAGGUACCUUCGUUCACAUGAGCACCGGCAAACCGGCAAGAUUUCUAAAUUGGGGUUACGGCGAGCCCGAUAAUCACGGCAACUUUCAGCACUGUAAUUUCCUGUAUAAUGGCUAUUACUAUGAUAGCCACUGCAACACCAAGUGCCUUUUUAUUUGCCAGGCCGGCAAUGAAAUUUAAGAAAUAUCUAAUAAAAAAAUAUUUUAAGCCAA